AUGAUCGUCCUCAUCAUCAUCGCGUGCAUCACCACUGCAGCUGCGACCAACUCCACCAAAGAUGCCACGACAGACUCACCAACCAACACCACCAAAGAGAUCCUCAAAGCUAGUGAAACAGCUGACCCUAAAAAGGUCCAAAUUGUGAAACAAAUACGACGCUUGAAUGAAGAUGGUUCGUACACUAUAGGCUACGAGGCUGACGACGGCACUUUUAAGAUAGAAAACAAGGAUGUGCUUGGAAACGUUAAAGGAACUUUUGGUUACAUCGACCAGGAUGGCGAGAUCAAACGUGUGACAUAUACUUCUUCCAGUGAUAGUACGCCGGUUCCAGUUACCACCAGUACGACUCCAAGUACGCCGUCUAUGAUUGUGCGGGUGAAUAAAACAGUGUCAUCAACUACUAGACGACCAUUACCUACGGUUGUGUAUCCAACGAGAGGAUCAUAUACCACGCGAGGGACAGUGAUACAACCCAUACCGCGGAGACGAGUUCACGCCAGUUCCUCUCGGGCCCCACUUGCUGAAACCACAACAGAAACUCAGAAGCUUGAAGAAACGACAACAAACAUCUUGAGUUUGUACAAACCGAAAGUCGACGAUGUGAAAACCCGGACACAGAUUUUAAAACCGAUGUCGGCGACUGUGAGAGAUGACUUGAUUACAAGACAAACGACUACGAAAAUUCCCGCGACAGUGAAGCCUGUGUAUGAGCGUGUUACUGAGAAAGAUCAAGAGAGUGAUGCAAACAAAGCUAACACUAUCCGUCGCGAGUUAAGUGGAACCAGCUCCAACCCUCGCAUGGUCAGCUUACAGCAAUCAGUGGGGGAUGAUUCAACAGACGUUUAUGGAAGCCACUUAUCUAUGGGAACAGUUCGGCCCUUGUUCACAACUACAACUCCUCGACCUAGAUUAGUGCCUAUACAUUCAUUAGUGGCUGCUAGACAGAAAAUACAGCAGCAAUAUCAAGACGUGCCUAUCCAAGAGCAAGAAACUACUAUUGAAGCUAGUACAGGCCGAGUUUUUGAUCAAGAUCAUGUUCUAACUACAAACGCAGUGCCAGUAGUUCACAUUCAGCCUCAACGUGAUCCUGAUGACCAAGUGUACCAGCAACCUAUCUACCGACGCCCACCAGCAGCUGUGCAUUUCCGAACGCGAGAAUAUUUGAGAGACAACCCCGGAGCGCCUGUGCCUAUUGGGAAUACGCGACCCUUUAUCCAAUACGAAUUUCAGAACAAAGUAUUGGAGCCUCAGUAUGUGAAGGAGGCGCCGCAGCACCAACAACACCAGCCGAGACCUCAACCGACUGCCGAAGUGACAUCCCAGCCUUACGAUGUGAGACCAGUGACGAGAAUCAUACCGAUUCCCGUGGACGACCGAGGUGUGCCUCUCCAAGGUUAUCAAGGACGCUUUGUGAAUCCGUACCAGCGCCCUGCCCUCUUCCAGCCGCGGUACGACCCUGUGGACGAAAUGACCUCCAUCGCCGCCCCCGUGAGUACCAGAGAUUUGCGUCGCUUGCUUCACAUUCUGAUACUACGGCAGAAUAAGUUGCAAGUGUUGAUGGACCAGAUGAUGCCUGGGCCGUCUCUGUACCGUCCGGAGACCGAUUACCGAUACCAGCGCUACCAGGACGAUGAUCGCUACGAUUACCGAUACGAUCAGUACAGGCAGGAGUAUCAGAACCAGGGUUACGAGAAUCAGUAUGAGAGCCAGCGGUAUGUCCCCCGCAGGAGGCUAUACCCUCGGCCGUACGAUACAGCAGGCUCCUCCUCUAACCAUAUCGAAGAGAUGCCGGAGUUCCUCCCACCUGAAAUAAGAGAGGCUUUGUUGUUGAAGAUGCUGAUUCUGGCCAUCAGUCCUGACUUCAUGCCCACGGUGGCGCCCCCUACCGAGCUGACGACGGCUGCUCCGCCCAGGAAACAAGUGAGGAAUGUCCAGAUCCUGGGUGAAGAGGGCGCCAUGGAUGACAAGCGCCAGAGACACUGA
This is a messenger RNA of Helicoverpa zea (corn earworm), 1986 nucleotides long. RefSeq lists its product as uncharacterized. NCBI's taxonomy places the organism in Eukaryota, Metazoa, Arthropoda, Insecta, Lepidoptera, Noctuidae. Gene Ontology annotation, molecular function: structural constituent of chitin-based larval cuticle. Gene Ontology annotation, cellular component: chitin-based extracellular matrix. The record is from RefSeq and is a predicted model, not a curated record. The coding region runs from base 1 to 1986 and encodes 661 amino acids. The transcript has a single exon.